Anas platyrhynchos (mallard) is the source of this 3065-nucleotide messenger RNA. RefSeq names its product urotensin-2 receptor. Gene Ontology annotation, molecular function: urotensin II receptor activity. Gene Ontology annotation, cellular component: plasma membrane. The record is from RefSeq and is a predicted model, not a curated record. NCBI's taxonomy places the organism in Eukaryota, Metazoa, Chordata, Aves, Anseriformes, Anatidae. Gene Ontology annotation, biological process: neuropeptide signaling pathway; blood vessel diameter maintenance; regulation of blood pressure.
GCACCGGCUUCUUGGAUAAGAAACAGGAUUACUCAUCCUGCUGCUAUGACACAGCAAAUCUAUCCACCCAUAAGUAUGUUUCACUGCAGUUUUGCUGAUGUCUCUCAGUUUGGAGCAUGACUGUCCCAGAAACUGAAGGCCAUUGCAAAGCCUGUGCUCUGAAGUGAAGUGCCUUUCAGUUUUGAUAAUAUGAAAAUGGGACAGUGCAUUAAAAAAAAAAAAAAAUCAAAAAAAAAGGUCAAGCCCCAUCUGAAUAUCCUGCACAUUCAGUUCUCCUCUAGAAAGGAGAGGAGAGGGACCCAGCCCUGCCAAGUGCUGGCACAUAUAACCCUGAGGGAGGCCUCUAAAGUCACCUCCAUCGUUGCCAUGUGUGCCAUGCUCCUGUGGCAUGGUCAUGUUGAAGCUGCUGCUGUUGCAUGUAGCACGUUGCUUGGGAGGUGCUUGGAUCCUGCUGCAGCAAGGGCAGUUCUGCUGGGAUGCUUCUUUUGCCUAUCUGCUGCUGAGAUGUUGCUGCUGGAGGUAGGUGGAGGCAUCUGACUCAGCCACAACAAAGUGAACGCACUCACUGAGGGUGCAAAAAAAAAAAAAAAGUGUAUCUUGAGUGACCUAAAAACCCCUGCAGACUAGCAGGAGAUCAGCAGUGGCACGUCUGUCUGCUUCCUGAGACAAAUGUGGUUCAGAUGUGGUUUAUUUCAAAAAAAAAAAAAAAAAAAAAAAAAAAAAAAAGUGGGUGUGCUGGGUGCGGAAGACUUUGGGGCACAGUUGUCAUACAGUGAUACUCCAGCAGAAGGCAAUGGUGCCUAAGGCAGGAAGGGAGGAGGGGGAAAUCCCAGAGGAGGAGGGUGGUCUUUGGGGAAAGGAAGGAAGUAUUUUAGUGGGUCUAAAAUACCCAGCCCUUUGAGCCUCUAGGAGCUUGAUGCUGACUGGGGACAAGGGCGGAACAGGGCCAGGUCACAGGCCAUGGGAGAUGUCCUACCCUCUGGUGGUCUGUGGGGGCCUUUGCAUGGAAAACUGGGGGUUAAAUCCAUUGCCUACACCUCAAGGGGUCCUGAUGACCUUGGAAAUGACUUGGGGUAGGUCCUCGUGCCCUGGUUAAGCAAGGAGCAGUGUAGCAAUCUUUGCAUUUUCAGUGCUGACCCUAGUUUCCCUUCUAAAGCCACAGCACAAUUCUUUUGCCUCCUGCCAGCCUGGGGUAGCUUAUCUAUCCUGCCUCACAGGAGGAAAACUGGGCAAGGAAAAAGAAAGGGAGAAAAGAAGGAGAAGGAGGAGAGAGCAGGAGGAAGGCUCUGAGGAAGAAGGAGCGUGUCUGAAAGACAGGAGGGAGCCAUCACGGCUCCUCAGCCGGUGGCUAGCAGCAUGGUAUGAACUGGGACUGGGAUCACACCGGUGUGUGAAGCUGUGAGUCAGACACAUUCCUGUGCAGUGGGCAAGGCUCUCCAGGGGUGGGUUAAGGGGGGUGGGAGGGGGUCACAUCUCUUCAGCAUCUGAGCUGAAAGAACAGAGGCUAGGGAGAAGGAGAAACCCACUUGUCCGUGGAGUCGGCUGUUUUUCUGCCCAGCAAACACUGGAGGAGCAAGAAGCGAGGAGCUGGUGAAGAGCACAGACCUUUCCUCUGGGUUGGCAGCGGUUACUUUACACCUGUCAGCCUGGAAGGGGAGGGUGGCGUCCCUUUUUCGGCCGUUAUUUGAUGAAAACCGCUGGACGGAGCUUGUGACGGACAAGAUAAGCAAAAUGGACUGUAUGGCUGGAGGUGAGGAAUAGACUCCCCUGGAGCACCUUACGUCUGCGGAGCUCACGCCAUUUAUCUGGGCUUCCCUUAGGAAUAUUGGUGUCUCGUAUAGCAAGCAGGGAGGGCAGAGAGAAGGAACAGGUCUCUCACAGCCCGAUUGCUCUCCCACCACAAUCCCCAAGAUGUCUCGUGACCCUGCCCUCAUCAGUGUCAGGCCUGGAGAGGAUCCUGAGGGUGGCAGCUUCUCGGAGGAAAGCGGCGGUGGGAGUGACAGCAGUAGUGUCCUGGGAGAGGACAGCCCCGUCACGGGGCCGCUGGGCACAGUGCUGCUGCUGGUGUGCCUGGUUGGGAUGGUCGGGAACAUCUACACGGUGCUGGUGGCCUCCGGCAGGGUGUCGGGCCGCUCAGCAGGCUCCCUGGGGGUCUACGUGAUCAACCUCGCCCUGGCCGACCUCCUGUACCUCUCCACCAUCCCCUUCGUGCUCUGCACCUACUUUGCCCACGACUGGUUCUUCGGGGACGCGGGCUGUAGGAUUUUGCUCAGCCUGGACCUCCUCACCAUGCACGCCAGCAUCUUCCUUCUGACCGCCAUGAGCCUGGAGCGGUACUGGGCCGUCACCAAGCCGCUGCGGGCCAGGCGGGCCGGCAACGCUUACCGCAGGCUGGCCAGCGCCGUCCUCUGGCUCCUUGCGCUCCUGCUGACGGCCCCCAUGAUGGCGAUGACCCAGCUGCGGGAGGGGGACGGCCCCCACAAGCGCAUCUGCGUCCCCACCUGGACGCCGGCAGCCUUCCGCCUCUACCUGACGGUGCUCUUCGCCACCAGCGUCCUGGUGCCCGGCAUGGUGCUGGGCAUUGUCUACACCCGCCUGGCCCGGGCCUACCGCUCCUCCGCCUGGCCCUCGGGGCUGCCGGCGGCUGGCCGGGCUCCCAGCCGGCGUCUUUCCUCCAGGAUUUCUGCCAUCGUGGUGGCCUACUGGGCCUGCUUCCUCCCCUUCUGGGGCUGGCAGCUGGCUGGGUUGUACCAGGGCGAGGGGCUGGGUAUUGGCCCCACCGCCCAGGCCUAUCUAAAUUUUGGUGUCACCUGCCUGGCCUAUGGAAACAGCUGCAUCAACCCCUUCCUCUACACCCUGCUGGCCAGCAGCUACCACCGGCGCCCUGGCCACAGAGGGUCAGGGAUGGCGUGGCCCCAAACACCCUCCCUUGAUGCCAUGGGAGGGCACAGCAUCCCCCUGGCUUCUGGGGAAAUGUUGGGGGAAAAUGUGGGAAGCCCCAGGUCUUGAGCAGCUCCCUGGGUGAGCGGCACCUCCCAGGCUUUUGUGGGAGUUGAGACAUGAAA